Acanthisitta chloris (rifleman) is the source of this 779-nucleotide messenger RNA. Its product is annotated as focadhesin-like. Gene Ontology annotation, biological process: regulation of post-transcriptional gene silencing. The annotation marks the transcript as partial. The transcript is spliced from 5 exons. NCBI's taxonomy places the organism in Eukaryota, Metazoa, Chordata, Aves, Passeriformes, Acanthisittidae. The record is from RefSeq and is a predicted model, not a curated record.
AUGCUCCUCAUCCAUUAAUCACUGUCCUUGAAAACAGACCUGAUUGCUGGCCAAUCCUACUACAGCAAAUAACAGCUUUUUUCCAGCAGUGUCCAGAGAGGGCAGAGUGUUCAUGUGUUGGCAUAAUGGCUCCAUUUCUAAGAUUCCUGUACUGUGAACCAUCUCAGUUACGGGAAUAUGCUGAACUGCGAAUGGGUUUGCUUAAGGUCUUACUUCAGCCUCAUGUGCCAAAGCACAAAGAAGCACCCCCCACCUUGGAACAUGAAGUUCUUCAACUUCUGUACAACUUGAUUCCACACCUUCAGCUUAAAGACCUACUGCAAGUUACAGAAGCUUUGUUUUUUCUUCAAGAACUAUUCCUCUGCCUACUGCGCUAUCCUGUGUUUUGGAAAGCUCAGUUAUCCCAGUUCUGUCUGCAACUGUUAUGCUUCUGUGAAGUGAGUUUAAAUGUAACAGGAGAGUGUUCAUCUUUGAUCUCCUUAAUCGAGGACAACUUUGAGCUCUUAAAAGAGGGAUUUCCAGCAGAGCAGUGUAUCAUUGGGCUGGGGCUUCUACUGCUGCAAACACCAGAAAGUCAGCAAAAGUCUGUCUUGAGUCUAGAAACCCAGAACAUCUCAGCCACAGCCCUUACUCUGGUGAUGCCUGUGCUACAGAUCUUAUCUUCUACAGCAGUCGGGGACUGCCUAUCAGGGAAUGACUCUGGAACUACCAGGCAGCAGCUGGCUGCAAAUCUUUUGGGAGUAUUACAGGAGAAACAUGUGAAAGAUAAACAGGAAUUG